CCAGGUCAAGAGAAGAUGGAGUGUAGGAAGUACAACAGCAGAGAGGAAAUGAAGUUAUGUGUGAGGUUAUGACAUCUAGUGAAAGCUGGAGGACUGGUAUUUAGACUAUUUAUGGAAGAGAGGGAAGAAGCUGUAAUUGUGGGAGGCUGGGGAAAGGGCAGUAGUAGACAUGGAUCUGCUGAAGAACUGUCUUUUGGGUGAGAAAACUGGCCAAGGAGACAUUAUGGGGAUUGAGAUCAGACUUGAGCCCAGAGGUGGCAAAGAGGGACUGGAACUGCUUGGGUGAACAAGGGCAGAAAAGACAGGAAAUCCUGAAAGAAUGGGGGGAUAAGGAGAGAAUGAAGAAUUUGAAAUGAAAAUAUGGAAGUUGCAUUUCAUGGAGUCAUCAGAAACAGGGCUGUGUGUUUGAGUGGGUUAAACUGACUGGGAUAAAACAGUCAAAGGAGUGGGAAUUCAGAAAGAAUAAGAUGUUAACAGGACACUGUGACAAGAAACACUGGUUAGAAGGCAGAGGAGCUGGAAGAGCAUGUGCCUACAAGCAUAGGCUAGAAUUCUGAUAAUUUUUCCAACUGACAAGUGUCAGUGAAAUAAAAUUAUAAAACUUACUCUUUUUUCUCCUGCAAAUGUUUUACAGCAGAGGAGGUGGCCAGAUGUUUCUGUUUUGAAGCAGUUAGGAAUAUUAGUGGUAAAAUCCAUAGGAGGGAGUUUUGCUGAGUUUUUCGUUUCUUUGACUUGGAGAGCUACACAGGUGUAAAAACUUAACAGCAGCAUCUUUGGAAAAUGCCAGAAUGAAUGUUGAUUAAAAAACCUCACUGAGCCCCAUCCUCCAAGAAUCUAAUCUAACUUUUCCUUGCAGGUUAGUUAAUGUGUAAUGAAUGAGUAUCUAGUUAAAUACUUGCUUUCACCUCAGUUUGUGUGGCUUCACAUCUUAUUUAUAGCAAACAAGUUAAAAUGUCCCUCUCCCCCCAUCCAUUCUAAGUUCCUGUGUUCACUGUACAGAUGGUGCUAAUACAUACAUUGGUAUGUAUUUUACCUUAGACUUUUAAGGUAGCCUCACUUGAUAUGUGAGACUUGAGACUAGGAAAUUCAGGUUAAAAGUAUGUUCUGCUUUGGAUAUUUAUUUUCAGAAGGCAAUGGCACAAUACAAAGCAUUUUACAAACAGUUAUACAGGACUUUACAUUUAAAACCAAUUUUCUGUAAAUUGUAGUUGUGGGUUUUUUUCCAGCACUUGGUGUGGUGAACCAAGGGUAGUACUCACUUGCACCAUGUUUUGCUGAUAUCAAGUAAAAACCUUAUGGUGCUGAAAGGGGGAUAGAAUUUAGUUUUUCAGGUUACUGUGUGAUUGCUCUGAUACCGUACUUUGUUUUCCUGUGGGCCCCUGCAAAAGGCAGUACAAGCCUCGUGCUAUAUAGGUGGAAAAGAGAAAAUAACUCUGCCUAGACAGGAGCCUAAAUUCUGAAGUUUCAUAACUUUCGAAUGUUUGGCAUAAUAAAUUGGAAAAAAAAGUGUAAUGUGACAAAAAAAUGUAAGUGUUGAAGAGAUUGGGAAUGUUUAAUAUUUAGAAAUCAUCACAUCUGUAAUAUCAGUAUAACCACAGGGAAAGUGGCUUAGAGGACUGUUAAAUACCAUCUAAUUUGCAUUUCCCCCUCUAGAUAAGAUGAGCUGCAUUAUGUAAUUUUGGUCAAAUAUGUGCUCUGCCUGGUGAUGGAGGUUGUAUAUCAUAGUUGAGUACUAGUCUAAUACAUUUGAACAGUUUUCCAGAAUAUGUAUCUUCAGUCUUCACUCUAUUUGGAAAACAGAUAAUUGUCUGUUUUCUUGUCACAUAACUUUUUCUCUGUUUAAAGUGGAGAGUUGUUUAAAGUUUCCUCUCUUCAGCCUAAAUGAUACAGAAAGAGAGUAGGGGGGGAAAUGAAGCCUAAUGUUUAGCUGUCACGUGCACUGACUGAUUUCUUUUCUAGGGAUAUUUUUGGAAAAUGCCAAGCCGGAGGUAUGCUGAUGGCGAGGUGGUGAUGGGCCGUUGGCCAGGAAGUGUCCUGUACUAUGAAGUACAAGUGACCAGUUAUGAUGAUGUUGCUCAUCUUUAUACUGUCAAGUACAAAGAUGGAACUGAACUUGCACUGAAAGAAAGUGAUAUAAGGUCUCAGUCAUCAUUCAAGCACAGGAAGAGCCAGUCUUCUUCGAGUUCUCCCUCCAGAAGAAGCAGCAGCAGAUCUCGAUCCAGGUCUCCUGGUCGGCCAGGGAGAGGGAGACGUCGUUCUACUUCCCAAAGCAGAGAACAUAAAGAUGACAAAAAGAAAACCAUUCAGGAAACCAGCUUAGCUCUACCAGCGAAGCCGAGUGAGAAUAACACCAAAAGGUACAACGGUGAACCUGAAAAUACGGAAAAAAAUGACACAUCCUGCAUAAUCUUGGAGCAAAAGUUAAAACCAGAUGUGGAAGUAAAGCAUUUUGAACAGUACAGCCUGCGUUCAAGGAAAGAUGAAAAGAAGAAAGAAGAGAUAUAUUCGGAGAAAAAGAUUUUUACGGCAUUAAAAACAACUGAGAAAGCACCAUCAAAAACAAAGGAGCUGGAGUUUGGGGGAAGAAUUGGGACCUUCAUGCUGAUGUUUGUCCUUCCUGCUACUGUACUGUACUUGCUGUUGAUGUGUAAACAAGAUGACCCCAGUCUUAUGAACUUCCCUCCUCUCCCAGCACUUGAAAGUCUUUGGGAGACGAGGGUGUUUGGUAUUUUUCUUCUGUGGUUUUUCCUUCAAGCUCUGUUCUACUUGCUGCCAAUUGGAAAGGUUGUAGAAGGCCUGCCUCUUUCAAAUGGAAAGAAACUACAGUACCGGAUAAAUGGGUUUUAUGCUUUUAUUUUCACUGCUGCAGCUAUUGGAAUUUUAUUAUACUUUCAGUUUGAACUUCAUUAUUUGUAUGAUCACUUCAUGCAGUUUGCAGUGUCAGCUGCAGCUUUUUCUUUGGCACUGAGCAUUUAUCUGUAUGUUCGGUCCCUGAAAGCACCCGAGGAAGAACUAGCACCAAGUGGAAAUUCUGGGUAUUUCAUUUAUGAUUUCUUUAUUGGACAUGAAUUAAACCCUCGUAUUGGCAGUUUUGACCUCAAAUACUUCUGUGAGUUGCGUCCAGGACUAAUUGGCUGGGUUGUUAUAAACUUGGCAAUGCUCUUGGCUGAGAUGAAGAUACACAAUCUAAGUAUGCCAUCCCUGUCAAUGAUACUUGUGAACAGCUUUCAGCUUCUGUAUGUGGUGGAUGCUCUUUGGAACGAGGAAGCCGUUUUGACUACAAUGGAUAUUACCCAUGAUGGAUUUGGAUUCAUGCUGGCAUUUGGAGAUUUGGUGUGGGUUCCAUUUGUCUACAGUCUGCAGGCCUUCUAUUUAGUGGGUCAUCCUACUGUGAUUUCUUGGCCUGUUGCUGCCGCAAUUACUGUUAUGAACUGUAUUGGGUAUUACAUAUUCCGUAGUGCAAAUUCUCAGAAAAAUAAUUUCCGAAGGAAUCCCGCAGAUCCCAAAUUGGCCAAUCUGAAAUUUAUACCCACUGCAACUGGAAAAGGGCUUCUUGUCACGGGUUGGUGGGGUUUUGUUCGUCACCCUAAUUAUCUCGGUGAUAUCAUCAUGGCUCUAGCAUGGUCCCUACCCUGUGGUUUUAACCACAUUUUGCCGUAUUUCUACGUGAUAUAUUUCAUCUGCUUGCUUGUUCAUCGAGAAGCUCGUGAUGAACAUCAUUGUAAGCAAAAAUAUGGCUUGGCAUGGGAAAGGUAUUGCCAGCGUGUACCAUACCGCAUAUUUCCUUACAUCUACUAGAGCACUCCAGGUUCCUGAUUGGAAAGUUACUUCUAAAGUUAGGUUCUUUGCAGAUAAAAUAUACCUCUUACCUUUGCACUUGGUCAUUUGUCAUUUAGGCUUUUAAAAAAAAAAAAAAAAAAGGGCCAAACUUUGGAGUGCAUCAAAGGUAUUUACAAGUAAGCUUAAAUACAUGAGUUAUGUGAACUGACUGGCUGUGACUUCAAUUCUUAAAAUAUUGUGAAUUUUAAAAACUCUUGGAGCCCUAAUUUUUCAAGCUAAAUUUUAUCUAGAAUUCCGAGUUUACAUUUUUUUUUUUAUUGCAUUUAAUUAAGCACUGUGAUGUAAAGUAUAUUAUUUUCUUAAUACAAUAAAUGCUGAAAUUCCAUCCAGUUCAUUUUUUGGUGUUACUUGUACCAUCUGACUUCAGAUGUCCAAUUUAGUUGCCUGAAUUGGAGGAGCAGCAGGGUCUUUUUGGUCAGUGAGCUGGCAGCAGAGGAUUUGACCCACAUGAGGGGCCUGCAGCCCAGGGCCUGGAGCUGGCACAGCUCAGCUAGGUGGUUGUUCCCCUCCUGGCUUUUCAUUAAUGGGAUUUUUUUUGGUCAGGGAGGCUCAGGUGACCACUCCUGCCCUGCACCUGCAGGAGGGACUGAGGGAUAUAGAACUGGGAGAAGGGAAGGGGCACAGCUGUCCCCUCCUCCCGUCCCAUUCUUGAGGCAGUUUCAGCACAGACCGAGGGGAGCUCUGAAGCUGCUGUCUGGCAGUGCCGCUGGCCCUGGAUGGAAACCAUGCUUCUGGCUCAGACUCCUGAAAGUAGAUGAUACAAACACUUGCUUUGGCUGUGGGCAGAGCUGUGGAAGUGGGCAGUGAACCCUCAUCCUGCCUCUAGCAUUGAACAGGGGGUAGCAAAAGUGUGCAGGGAAUGCACAUUAGACAGAAAAGGAUCAAAUGACCACAGUCAGCUUAUUCUGAUCUUUGUAAAUUAUGUCUUAAUGUACCAUAGCGUUUACCAAGUGUGUAUAAUAAAGCCUCCACGUUUUUUCUGUACAGUGUUUGGGUUUGAAAAUGCAACAGCUUUUUUAGAAACAGAAGAAAUCAGUAACUAAGCCAAUUUCCAGUAAUUUAAAAAAAAAAUGUUCAUUGAAAAAAGGUUUUUGUAAAUUAAUGUUGUAGUUCUUGAAACAAUUGAAGUGUUCAUUUAAAUAUUUGUAUUGACAGAUAUACUAUGAAAAUAUAGGAAUUGCUCCUCAAUCCAAAGUUGUUGGUUUUUUUUUAAUUUGGCAUUGCUACCUCAUAUGUAGGUGUUGCCUUUUGUACUGUUGCAGAUAGAGAAAUAGCUAUUUUUUUGCUAUUGCUAUUUAAAACAACAUUUUUUACAUGAGCCUGUGGUUAAACUCAACCACUUUCUAAUAUAUUUUUGUAUAUAUUUGACUUUUUGACUAAUGUAUGUGUUCUGGUCACUAGUUGUGUUCUUUGUCUAACUGGCUGUAAAUGAGAUGCCCUUCUGGUAUUUACUUCAUAAGUAGAAUAAUUUUACUGAAAUACUCUUGCAUUAAUUAAGUAGCUAUUGUCACAAGUAAGAGCUUUUCACAUACUUCGCACGUGAGGUUUAUAGCACAAAUUGCCCUAAAAAGCAUAUUAGAAUAUUAAAUAUAGUGCAGGUACCUCUGCACUUGCUUGCAGGAUUGUUCCGAAUAAAUUGGAAUGUUAUUUAUCAAUUUUUUUUUAAAUUCUUCUGAAAUAUUGAUGUAAUUGAAAUCUAGCAUGUGAUUUCUUUUAAAAAUAAAAUAACCCUCUAUUUUGUACAUGGGCAUUUUUUAAAGAUAAUUGUACAAUUGAACUGUAUAUAAUGUAGCUUGAUUGUUGGUGUUGUAAGGAAAAUGUUUUAAGACAAGUACUUUGCUUGCUGGCAGCAAAUAGCAGUGCCUGUAACUAGUCAAAAGAAUUUACUCCUGUGAAGUAGCAGAUUAAACUGGGAUGCUUUUUUCAAUCAUUUCUGAAUGAAUUUAUGGGAAAUAGAGAAAUCAUUAAAUGGCACUGGUUUGCAGUGUUUUAAAAUGUACUGAAGCAAGUGGGGACAGUUCAACUUCUCAGUCUGUAAACUCAGAGAUGCUCCUGCUGUCCCAGUUUUAUCUGUUGCCAUGCAAGUUGUUUAAAAUGCCAUUUGGAGCCCUUGUCUUUCAGAAAUGGAUCAUGACCAAUGACAACUUCAGUUUAUUUACAUGUUGAAUUUUAUGUGAAUUUGAUUUUGAAGUAACUGGUUUUAAUACAAACAAGCCUUUGAACUAAAAUAAAGGUUUUGCUUAAAAUUAA
This is a messenger RNA of Pseudopipra pipra, 6090 nucleotides long. It is a transcript of the gene LBR, whose product is annotated as lamin B receptor. The transcript is spliced from 13 exons. The record is from RefSeq and is a predicted model, not a curated record. Gene Ontology annotation, molecular function: Delta14-sterol reductase activity. The coding region runs from base 1975 to 3798 and encodes 607 amino acids. Gene Ontology annotation, biological process: cholesterol biosynthetic process. Gene Ontology annotation, cellular component: nuclear inner membrane. NCBI's taxonomy places the organism in Eukaryota, Metazoa, Chordata, Aves, Passeriformes, Pipridae.